CGUAAAUUUCAAUAUUGCAUCCCGGCUAGAUGUACAGUGGAGGGCGUAUAUCUACUUUUAUUAUUAAUCACCGUAUGGCUUGCUAAUUCCCAGCCGUUAGGCGGAGUUAGGCCAUUUGACUAUAGGGCGCGGGGCAUGGCGGGGACGUUAGUGGUGCACUUUGGUCAUCCCAUGUCCUCCUCUUUCCCCACCAUCCCGCGUCAUAGCAUCACCACAUCUCGUCGCUUGUUGCUGCCAUCGACUGCUGCGACUAUCACCGCGAAAGCAAAAUUAGCAAACUUAAGCGCACAAUUCUCUGCAGCCCCUAGGUUAAAAGCAUUUAAAAGCACGAGCGCAAUGGCCGAAUUGCCGAAGACGAUGAAGGCGGUGCAGAUCGAUCAGACGGGUGGAGUGGAUGUUUUGCAGUAUCGCGAUGUUCCCGUGCCUGGGGAUUUGAAGGAUGGGGAGGUGUUGAUUAAGAAUGAGUUCAUCGGGAUCAAUUACAUUGACACAUACUUUCGCUCAGGAGUCUACAACCCGCCAUCAUUCCCCUACACCCUAGGCCGCGAAGGCGCAGGCACCAUCGCCGCUCUGGGUCCAAACACCCCUUCUGAUCUCAAAAUAAACACACGCGUAGCCUACUUUUCCGGAAACUCCUACGCCGAGUACGUCCGCGCGACCUCCGACAAAGUGAUGCCUCUCCCCUCCAGCAUCGACACCAAAACUGCCGCUGCCUCCCCAAUUCAAGCCCUCACAGCCCUCACUCUCAUCCGAGAAUCCCACCCCGUGCAAGCCGGCGACUGGAUUCUAGUUACGGCGGCCGCUGGCGGCGUUGGGCUCUGGCUGUGCCAGCUUCUUAAAGCUGUGGGAGCUAAGACGAUUGCAACGGCCUCAACGGCCGAGAAGCGCGAGCUAGCUAAGCAGAAUGGCGCUGAGGUCACGCUCGGGUACUACGAGGAGGAUCGGGAGAAGUUCGUGCAGGAGGUGCUUAAGAUUACGGGGGGCGAGGGGGUUGCAGCUGUGUUUGAUAGCGUGGGGAAAGCGACGUUUGAUAGUUCGCUCAAGGUUGUCAAGAGGAUGGGAAGUAUGGUUAGUUUUGGGAAUGCCAGUGGGCCGGUUACUGGAUUUGCCUUGAGCCGUCUCACCGACAAAAACAUCAAGCUCCUCCGCCCAUCGCUAACCAGCUACAUCACCUCUCGCGAAGAGCUCCUCCCCUAUGCCAACGAACUCUGGAAGUUUAUCGAGAAGGAUGGUUUGAGCGUCAAGAUUCACGAUGUGUACCCGCUAAAAGACGUCAAGCGCGCCACUGAGGACAUUGAGUCGCGCAAGACCACUGGAAAGCUCCUGCUGGAACCUUAA
Messenger RNA from Periconia digitata, 1338 nucleotides. NCBI's taxonomy places the organism in Eukaryota, Fungi, Ascomycota, Dothideomycetes, Pleosporales, Periconiaceae. The record is from the annotation of a GenBank genome assembly.